Messenger RNA from Eufriesea mexicana, 672 nucleotides. RefSeq names its product MICOS complex subunit MIC13 homolog QIL1. The record is from RefSeq and is a predicted model, not a curated record. Gene Ontology annotation, cellular component: MICOS complex; mitochondrial crista junction. NCBI's taxonomy places the organism in Eukaryota, Metazoa, Arthropoda, Insecta, Hymenoptera, Apidae. Gene Ontology annotation, biological process: cristae formation. The transcript has 3 exons. Bases 1 to 672 code for a protein of 223 amino acids.
AUGAGGCGGGGAACGAAGUGUGUCGCGCAGACCAUCAACUUGUCCAAUCCGGAGACAUGCAUAAGACCGAAGAGGAUUCAGAAGCUCGUUCAGGCAGAAGUGAUGCAUCCUUGUCCGAGCAUUGGUGUUGGUGGUACGGCUUAUUGGACUCCUAAGCCGGUGACCAUUAAAAUCUGUACACGGAAGGACAUGCAGAGAACGUGUCCGCCAAAGAUCUGCGAUUGUCCGCAGAAGACACAACGGAGGACGAUUAGGCAAAAAUUGUGCAGCGCUUUGUUCUUCCUUCUAAAGAGUGGCAUCGCAGCUGGCCUCGUUUAUUGGACGCAUUCCGAGGGCUUGUGGGGGAGCAGCGCCGACGUGGAGGACCUUUAUCGCAGGAUAAUGGCCACGAUUAUGCCCGCCUUGGCCGACGAAUACGGCAAAGAAGUAAUCGAGUUGCCUCGCAUAAGCGAGUUCAAGUACUCGUUAGUACAGAAGUACAAUCACGCCGUGUUUACCGUGAUGGAAUGCAUCAUGAGCGCGUCGGCGAUGCUUCGGAAGCAGCUACAAAAUAUCAUGCUCGCCAUCGAGCCACCGAAGGACAAGCCGGCCGAGUCCCAGUCGUCCCAGGUCGAGGUAACCGAAGCGGAGACCGAGGACGGGUCGCUCGACGAUACCGAAGAGAAAACUUAA